AGCAAUGAUAUUUACUGAUUGACUUACCUACGUAUUUUAAAUAUUCUAUUAGAUUAAAAAUAGAUAAGAAUUAGAAGUAGAAAUGUAAUUGCUGUAUAAAUGUAAUAAAUUCUGAUAUAAAAAUUCUGAAUGUGAAAUGCAAUUACUAUUAUACAAAAAAAAAAAUUUAAACAUUCAUUAAAUAUAAUGUGUUCUGGUGACGAGGUGUUUAACUUAGGCCUAGAUUAAAAUAAAUGAUAAAUUAAGAAUUGAAUUACCAAUUAUAUCUCUCUAUCUAGACAGUAAAUUUCUACUAUCCAGACAAUUCACUGAUUUUGUAACGAAUUCUUAAUUUCGUGGUUAAAAUGGAUGCCAAGGAAGUUGUUGAACAUUUAGUCGCCUUAAAAGUAAUGAGGUUAACGAAACCUGCUUUAAUCAGCCCAAAAAUUGUAACUUGCGAUUCUAAAGAUUUACCAGGAAAUAUACUAAAUAACUAUUUAAAAGAUGAUGCUACAUCAGUUACUCAAAUGGAAACUCUUGCAGCUGGGCAAUUUUUAUUGCUACCACAGAGUUUUGGUAACAUAUACUUAGGAGAAACAUUUUCCUGUUAUGUUUGUGUCCAUAAUGAAACCAACCAGCCAGUCCAAAGUGUUUCUAUAAAAGCUGACCUGCAGACAAAUUCUCAAAGAAUUCCCUUAACUACACAAAGCCAAUCUCCUACAAUGCUGGAUGUAGAUGAAACCUUAAGUGAUGUUAUACAUCAUGAAGUAAAGGAUCUUGGAACACAUAUAUUGGUGUGUGAAGUGACAUAUAUGUCAAACUACAAUACUUUGGCUUCUUUCAGGAAAUUCUUUAAGUUUGAAGUGAUGAAGCCAUUAGAUGUUAAAACUAAGUUUUAUAAUGCUGAAUCUGAUGAUGUGUAUCUUGAAGCUCAGGUACAGAAUAUAACAUCAGGAGCAAUCACUUUAGAACAGGUAUCACUGGAAAGUUCCCAACAAUUUACUGUGAAAUCACUGAAUGAAUUAGACAAUGGGCAAUCUGUAUUUGGUGAUGUUACUCUACUACAACCACAAGAAAGUUGUCAGUACUUAUAUUGCCUCACUCCAAAAGAAAACAUCUCUAAAGACAUUAAAUUGUUAGCUGCUGCAAAGAAUAUUGGCAAAUUAGAUAUUGUUUGGAGAUCAAAUUUAGGUGAGAAAGGCAGGUUGCAGACUAGCCAGUUGCAGAGGAUGACUCCUGAUUAUGGUGACAUUAGAGUAACCUAUGAAAACCUUCCUAGCAAAGUAUCGGUUGAUGAACCCUUCACCUUCAAGUGCAAUGUAGUUAAUGCUAGUGAGAAGACAUUAAAUCUUAUUCUUAAACUUCGUUCUUUACCAGAUUCAAGCUUACUAUGGUGUGGAAUAUCAAAUAGAAAAAUAGGUCCUUUAGAGCCUGGAAAAUCUGUCAGUAUAAAUUUAACAGCUCUUCCUAUUAAUACAGGAUUGCAUAGUAUUACUGGUGUGUCUUUAAUGGAUUUAUUUAUAAAGAGAACAUUUGAUUAUGAUGAUUUGGCAUCUGUUUAUGUUAAUUAAAAAAUAUAUUUUAUGAUGUUUUCUAAUUCCAUUAAAGUCACUAAAUUGAAUAUUAUUAAAUAAUAAAUACCAUUGAACAUUGUACAGUGCUAUCUAAUUCCAUACUAUUUGUAAGUAAAGCUUGUAUACUAGGUAACUGAUACAAUUUUUUUUCAUUAGUACACAUUACAUAGAAAACAUAUAGGUGGGGAUGAAAAAUAACCAUUGGAAUGUCAGAUUUUCAUUUAAAAAUAUCUAUUACUUCAUUCUACAUUUUUUUUAUAUAGUUAAUAGGAUCAGCUUGUAUCUUUUAAGUCUGUAACAAUAUUGUCCAAUAAAUAGUUUCUGUUUGUC
Galleria mellonella (greater wax moth) is the source of this 1883-nucleotide messenger RNA. Its product is annotated as trafficking protein particle complex subunit 13. NCBI's taxonomy places the organism in Eukaryota, Metazoa, Arthropoda, Insecta, Lepidoptera, Pyralidae. The transcript has a single exon. The record is from RefSeq and is a predicted model, not a curated record. Gene Ontology annotation, cellular component: TRAPPIII protein complex. Bases 345 to 1550 code for a protein of 401 amino acids.